UGCGCACAAAACCAGAAGAACAGUUGGCCGCGUGACUUAACAGUGAUCAGUCAAGCUAACACCACCUCCUGCUGCUGUCCCCGUUGCUGUUCCCGAUAUUGAACAUGGCCCUCACACCCCUGGCCCUCUGCCUGGCCCUCAUGGCCCUCCUCACACAAGAUGUGAGAGGAGAUGGAGGAGCUUCCUGGACCUACAGUGGUCAACAUGGUCCAAGGCACUGGGGGACGAUGUUUCGAACCUGCGCUGGUAACCGUCAGUCGCCCAUCAACAUCGAGACAGCCAACGUCAAGACAGAGUUCUGGAAGCCGCUGCGCUUCAAGAACUACGAUGACCCACCCACGCGCAUGCGCGUCAAAAACAACGGCCACUCUGCUCAGGUUGAGAUAGAUGCAGCAUCGGCUCCCCGCGUCACUGACGGUGGGCUUAAGGGAGAUUAUAUCUUUGCUCAGUUCCACUUCCACUGGGGAGCUGACUCGGCACUAGGCUCUGAACACACCAUUGAUGGAGUCAGGUACCCCAUGGAACUCCACCUUGUACACUACAAUGGUGCCUAUGGUUCACUAGCUGAGGCUAUCAAGAGGCAGGAUGGUCUGGCAGUGUUGGGAGUGAUGCUGGAGGUGUCAGAAACUGAUAACCCAGCUCUCACACCUCUCACUAAUGCUCUCCUUAAUAUCACCGAAUCUGGUAUGUUCUCUGGUGUGAGUGCGACCUACCCGCUGCGGGCCUUCCUGCCCAACAACGUGGAUAAGUUCUACAGAUACGAGGGAUCGCUAACCACACCCACCUGUAACGAGGUUGUUACCUGGACGGUCUUCGCCCAUGCUAUUCCCAUCUCAGAGAAACAGCUGAGGAACUUCCGAGCCAUGAUGAACGAUCAUCACGAACCUUUGGUUAACAACUUCCGUCCACCUCAGCCACUGAACAAUCGCAAGGUGUUGGUGGCCGCGCAGAGCAGCGGAGACUCAGCCACCAUGAAGAAGAUUGGCCUAACUGUCUACUUCAUGACCUCUAUGGCUGUUCUCAUGAUGAACAUGUAGAGCCUGAGGCACAUUUCUCACCACCACCACCAGCCUUCUUUCUCCUCCUGACCACCAUCAUCACUACAAGAUAUGAUAAAUAUGCAACAAUCUUACCACCAUGAGUGCUGACACUGUACCUUCGGCUGCUACAUAAUGAUCUUGUUUCUACAUGUACCAUCGCUUUUUUAUGCUGCAACGACUGAACUAAAGUAGUAUCUUCCUCUGUCAGGGCUAAAUAUAAUAUUUUUAACAGAGAGUUCCUGAUAUUAACUUCAAAACUGUGUUUGUGGUAUUAAAAUGUGUGAAGAAUUGUGUCCCACAGACGGAAUCAGUGUGGGGAAGGCUGUCAGCAGGGUGCAGGAGACAGGAGGCCAGCUGGAUGGCUGGCUAAUAGGCUGGCUGCUAGCUGGCUGGCUUGCUAGCCACUUAUACUAGAUCACAAGGAAACUCUUCCUUAGUUUAGUUGCAGUUUAAACAAUAUCACCACACAAGGGGUUAGAAUCUAGCUACAUCAUAUAUGUAGCCUGGCUGGAAGACACAAUGCCAUCAAGAUGGGUAAUACAAACACAACACAAAUCACACAUUUAUGAAACUCUCUUUUUCUAAAGCAGAGUUUAUUAUGAUUUAAUAAAACUCUCUGAGCAAAACGAUCAUGUUAAAGGCUUACGUUUGUCUGGAUGUGUUUGUAUCACCCAAGGUGUCAUUAAACAGCAUAGUAACACUGUAUUUGCUUCAUUUACGACUUUGUUAUGGACAAUCUGAAGGUGUUUAUGUGUUUAUACACCAGUAAGCAAUAAUUGUGAAUGAGAAAUAAAAGAUGCAAACUAACCACAGGGAGAGUAUGAUAGCUCUAAGUCUUUCCUGUUGCAAUCAACGUACCAAUAUAAGCUCCUGGUGAUGCGUUAAAUGCAACACAAAAGACCCCAAGCUAUCACUCCCCCUCGACCCCAGUGGUUAUUCUGCAUAUGCCAGUACAGUUUAGAAGGCCAGUACUUAUGAAUAUAACUAUACUCUUGUCAGACUGAAUUCAAAAUACUCAAAAAAAACAUUUUACUCAACUGAAAGGUGAAUUAUCAUUAUAAAACCGAAGGCAGCCUUCAAUCUGUUAUAAAAUAUAAUCAACGAUGCUGUUAAUAUAACUCCCCGAGAUAUAAAUAGGCCAGUGUUAUUCCUAGUCUCAAUUAUUGAACAGAUAAUCAAGUGUUUGUUAUGCAUCCAUGUGUCUAGUGUAGCUGUGGGUGACGUUUGUGUAGCGCUGUCUUAGUCUGUUCCUUAUUAACUCUUGUCAGGAUGUAUUGUAGUAGUCCCCAACCUUUUUAGCAUGAAAGGGCCAAUUUAAAAAGCCAAAUUUAAAGGAGGGAAGCAUUUUGUAAUGAUCGAUAUUAACAUUAUACUUAUAGUUAGCCCUUAUUCAAUACUGAUUACAUGGUUAUUGUCACUAACUACACAAUCACAAACACUUAAGCUCAAGAACACUUCAACUGUUCAUUUCAUUCAUAACACCUAGAAAUUUAAAUAUACAGACGAACAAUUUCUAACAAUCACUGCUGACAUGAACACAGCACAGCAUGUGCUAACAUCCACUACAUGUGCUAAAUGUACUACAUGUGCUACUAGGAUAAAUUGGCACUGACCACAAGUGACAGGUGGUUGUUAGAGGUGGCAAUAAGGUUUCGGUGUAAAAUGGCUUUAAAUAUUUUUUAACUGACAUGGUGCAGUGUGGAACCUACGUAGAAGUGAAUUCACAAUUUUAUGUGAGGGGCCGCAUCCAUUGUUAGAAGGGCCCCAGGUUGGGGACCCCUGAUGUAUUGUAUCUAACACACUACUAACCAGUUGAACUCUGCACAAACCUGGCCCAUGGCCGGGCUCCGGGAGUCGAAAAACUCUGGCAACUCAUCAGAGGUAUAUCACAGGCAAAGGUAUAUAUAUAUGUGUGUGUAAAAUAUUGGUGACUCUUAGUAGGCUCAUGUGAUGCAGUAAAUCACAGAAUGGGAGAUUUGAACCCAUGGUAAUCAAGUCUUUACUCACAGUUCAUGCCAACAUGAGUUGUGAGUCACGGCCGCUGCCGGGGGUAUCCAAGAUGUAGUACAUGAAAUGAAUCUCAGUUUGUAGGCCUACUUAAUAAUAAUUUUUAUUUCAGCAUCAUACAAUGUUUGUACAGAGACAGCAGACGUUUUACUGUACAUGCAGAAGCCCAUUGUUAUGCAGAGCAUUUUGGGCAAACUUAAACCUAACUUAAGAUUACAAUGGCAAUAACUUAAAUAUAAGACUACAGUGAACUAGGCCUAAGUAGCUAAAUUAGCUACCACACAUGAACUACUCUGAAGGAGGGGUGUUACUGUUGCAGUUUAAAAACUGUAGUGUAAAGCAGCCCUCUGGCAAGACAGUGAUGGAGUGAAUGAUGAUGAAAGUUUUUCUUUUUCGGGCCACCCUGCUUUGGUGGGAAUCGGCCAGUGUGUUAAUAAAAUAUAAUAAUAAAAAACAUGAACUACUAGGCUAGGUAAGCCUAACCAAUUUCCUAUCUCUUACUGUUAAAAAAAUUCUCAUUUUAAUAAUUAACAGGCUAUAAUUUAUAAUUUUUGAGGCCUACAUACACAAUGCUGCACAAUAUUGAAAACCUUGGAUGCCCCUGUGCUGUAAUGUUGCUGAACAGUGCACUGUUUAGCCUAGAGCAGGAUGGCUACAAGCUCCCCUUCCUCUCUUCCACAAUUCCCCUCAUAAGAGCUUCACAGAAGCUCUCUGUGUUGUACAUAGCUAACAUUCCACACCUGCCUCUAGUACAUAAGUGUUAUACCAACAGGUAUGUAGAUAUGAAGUUGAUCAAACCCAAAUGUUCUUGGUACCAGCGGACAGGUAGAGAAUCGAACGUGGGAGCAAUUCCGCUGUCCUAAGACCUGGUGUCAACCAGUCCCUCCACAGACCCCUUGCUUCCCACCUUGUGUAUAUUAACCCCCUGCCCCCCACACCAUGUAUACCUACCUAUAUCCAGUAUAUAUAUACUACUGCAGGUGUAAUGUGGAGGACCUGCCAUCUGUCUCUCCUGUAUUCAUUUUGAUACAUCACUAGCAACUAACCCUCGCUAACCACUACCAACCCUAGUAUAUAGUAUAUAUGACAAUAUAAACCUGGUAUUUGUCUAGCUCUAUUCCCCCAGGUUACAUCCUUCCAUUCUCUGUGCUACUCAAUCUUUCCACUACCCUCCAGUUUUCAUCAAUCAAUUUUCAUCAAUCUUGAAUUCUCUUUAUUUAAAUUGAGCAUUUCUUCACUAUCAAAUUUUUAUUUCCCCCCUCCUCUUAUUUUCAGUAUCUAUUGUUUGCUCAGUAAUAACUCACAUGCAGACAGAAACUCGGAAGAUUGAUUGAUCUGUAUAUUCUGACCCCCUUCUGGGGUCCUCUGCAGCAGGAGAGGACCCCAGAAAGGGGUAAAAAUACACAGACCAAUCAAUCUCCUGUGUCCUGUCUCCACCUGGGUUAUUACUGAGCAUUUAUAAGUAUUCAUUAUACUUUAGUUAUUCAUCUAUUGUUUCUUUUAAAGUAAUUUAAUAAAUUUUCUUAACUAUAUAAGUAACUACACAAUAACUAAGUGGGUGAAAUAGUCUUCAGGACCCUGACUACUGGUCAGGUUGUUGGUGGAUAGCACACACCGUGACAACCAAAUGACAUACUACCAAUGAUAGUGGAGGACAGACUGGCUGUGGAAACUUUUACUGGGAUGUUUCGCCCUGUCUAGAGUGAAACAUCGGCCCAAUAAAAGAGCAUCCUGCAGCCUGUCCAUUCUUCACGUCAGUUAAGAUUGCGUUGAUCUUUUCAUUAUCAUUGACAUGAUUUAUUAAAAAUGCCAUCUUUUAUUAAAACUGACAUCUUUUAUUAAAACUGACAUCAUUUAUUACAAAUGACAUCAUCUGAUCAAUUUGGUUCUUUUCACCAUGGGAUUAUUAGUUAAUAAAUUCUAGCAUUGUGUAAAA
Molecule: messenger RNA, 4983 nt
Organism: Cherax quadricarinatus
Lineage: Eukaryota; Metazoa; Arthropoda; Malacostraca; Decapoda; Parastacidae
Product: carbonic anhydrase 2
Biological process (GO): one-carbon metabolic process
Cellular component (GO): plasma membrane
Molecular function (GO): carbonate dehydratase activity; zinc ion binding
Source: RefSeq, a predicted model, not a curated record